AAUAGCAACCUCCCCGGUGGCUUAUUGCUGGCACCAGCUAUCGUAAAGGUCACACAAAGUACUGUGUACCUGCCAUUCGUCAAUGUAAGCACUGUUGAUAUAUUUCUUCCCCCCCGCAUUAGGGUGGGAGAAGUGUGCCAGGUAGAGAUUGUGAGCCUACCUGCAGGUGUUACCGAAAUUGAGGGGAUGUCGGACCAAGGAGUUGUGGCAACGUCCUCGGUCCAAGCUGCUGGGGGGAGAUCAGUACAGAAUGCCAUCGGGGACAUCGACUUGUCCAGUCUACCCGCCCAUGAACAAGGCAAGGUGACCCUUUUGCAUAAAUACGAGUCAGUGUUCUCCGCAUGUGAGGGUGACAUAGGCUGUACAAACCUCAUUGUUCAUGACAUACCUUUACUGGAUAACACGCCCGUAAGGCAGCGUUAUCGACGUAUCCCGCCGUCGGACUAUGAGGCAGUCAAAGCUCAUAUCCACCAGUUGCUGGAAAACCAGGUUAUUAGGGAAAGUAGCAGCCCCUACGCCUCUCUGGUUGUCCUGGUGAAAAAUAAAGAUGGCAGCAUACGUCUUUGUGUGGAUUAUCGCCAACUUAAUGGCAAAACAAGGAAAGAUGCUUUCCCUUUGCCCCGCAUCGAAGAGUCGCUGGAUGCCUUGUCGGGUGCCCGCUGGUUCAGUACCAUGGAUCUGGCCAGUGGGUACAAUCAAGUUGCCGUGGCAGAGGCCGACAAGAACAAGACAGCUUUUUGUACGCCCUUUGGGUUGUUUGAAUUUAACCGUAUGCCCUUCGGUUUGUGUAAUGCACCAGGCACUUUCCAACGCUUGAUGGAACGAAUGUUUGGGGCCCAACAUUUUGAGUCAUUACUUUUGUAUUUGGACGAUGUGGUGGUGUUUUCCUCUACCAUAGAGGAGCAUGUGAAACGCCUGGAGGCAGUACUGAGUCGGCUUCGCCAAGAAGGCCUGAAAGUCAAAUUGGAGAAAUGCAGCUUCUUUCAGCCCGAAGUGAAGUAUCUGGGCCACGUUAUUUCAAAGGAUGGAGUGUCCACAGACCCAGAGCAAAUCAGCGCAGUGGCUAAUUGGGCCCCAACCAAACGCACAUCGGAAUUACGUUCCUUUUUGGGUUUCGCUAGUUAUUAUCGAAGGUUUGUCAAUGGCUUUGCUACUCUUGCCGCCCCUCUGCACCGUCUAGUAGCUGAAAUGACGGGAUCCAAAAAGAAAAAACCAUCCAGCCGCCCAUUCAAUGAGGUUUGGACAGACGAAUGCGCAAAAAGCUUCCACGAUCUGAGGGCAAGGUUGGUAUCUGCGCCAGUGCUAAAUUAUGCUGACUUCUCCCUGCCCUUUAUCCUGGAGGUCGAUGCCAGCUACAGUGGUCUUGGAGCAGUGCUCUCGCAAGAACAGGGUGGUAAGGUGAGACCAGUGGCCUACGCUAGCAGAGGAUUGAAGCCAACGGAACGAAACAUGACAAAUUACAGUUCCAUGAAAUUGGAGUUCCUGGCGCUCAAGUGGGCCAUGACCGAGAAAUUCAGGGAGUAUCUCCUGGGUCAGAAGUGUGUGGUGUUUACAGAUAAUAAUCCUUUAAGCUACCUAUCCACGGCUAAGUUGGGUGCCCUCGAGCAGCGGUGGGCGGCUCAACUAUCUGACUUUGAUUUCACCAUUAAGUACAGACCCGGCCGAGUCAAUGGUAACGCAGACGGAUUAUCCCGGCAGUAUCAAACGGAUACGUCUGCCGAAGGAUGUGGUGCCUUGAUGCCGGGCAGUGCCAUCCCCCAGAUGAUAGCACAACUCAGUACACAACCAAACAUGGAGGUAACUCAAUCAACCGUGUCAGCGUUCCCUACCCACUCUGUUGCAGAUCUGGCUGCGUUACAGGAAGCCGACCCUACCAUCAGUUGCUUCCUGGCUUUUUGGGACCGGAAACGGGGCCCGGAUCAGCAGGAGAGGCAAACCCUCCCCAAACCGGUUUUGGAGAUGCUUCGCCAAUGGGAGAGGAUGACCAAGGAGGAGGGAGUUUUGUAUCGCUGUGUAUCUAGAUCCGAUGGCGGGGAAGAAGGGCAACAGCUAGUAUUACCUGCUAAACUAAAAGAGGAAGUAUUGCAUCAGUUACAUCAGGGCCAAGGACACCAAGGUGUGGAACGAACAACUGACCUGGUGAGACAAAGAUGCUACUGGCCAGGUAUGAUUAAUGAAAUUAAAGAGUAUUGCCAGAACUGUGAACGAUGUACAUUGGCAAAAGCGGUCCAACCAAAAGUUCGUGCCUCCAUGGGCCAUUUAUUGGCCUCCCGGCCGAACCAGAUAUUGGCCAUUGACUUCACCCUGCUUGAACCUGCUAGAGAUGGUAGAGAACAUGUUCUGAUUCUGACUGAUGUGUUUUCUAAGUAUACACAGGCCAUCCCCACCAGAGACCAACGAGCACCUACGGUGGCCCGACUGCUAGUGCAUGAGUGGUUCUACAGGUUUGGGGUUCCGUCUAGGAUCCAUUCCGACCAAGGGAGAAGUUUUGAAGCGGUACUCAUCCAGCAACUAUGUGAGUUGUACGGGGUCCAGAAAAGCAGGACCACGCCUUACAGGCCACAAGGAAAUGGGCAGUGUGAACGUUUCAACCGCACGUUGCACAAUCUGCUGCGUACGUUGCCAGUGGAGAAGAAGAGGGACUGGACGUUGUACCUCCCACAACUCACCUUUGCCUACAACACCACCACACACCAAUCAACUGGUGAGUCACCGUAUCUGCUGAUGUUUGGUCAAGAUCCACGGUUGCCGGUGGACUUCUUGUUGGGGAGAGUUAAAGACCCCGCUGCUGGUACGGUGGACGGCUGGCUCGGCGAACAUCAGAGGCGACUGCGAACAGCUUACGCCGGGGCAAGACAUCGGAUGCAGGGGGCUGCACAACGGAGAGAGGAGAGACACAACCGAAGUGCUGAUGAGGGGUUGGCCGUCGAUCAGUUGGUGUAUCUGAGGGACCACAGUGCGAGGGGAAGAAACAAGAUUCAGGAUCACUGGAACCCACGACCCUACAGAAUUUUGAAGGCGCCCACAAAUGGUGGGUCGGUAUAUACUGUGGCCCCCGUCGACAAACCCGACCAAACUAAGCAGGUGCAUCGAACAAUGAUUAGAUUGGUUCCCCGAAAUGCUCAUCGUGUUCCAACUCCCCGGGAUGAGCAAAGCACGGUGGAAAAUACCGAGGAAGAGGAAGAACCUGAAGAGGUUUGGAUUUUGAGAGAGAGGCCCCUCGCCCCUGAAGGUGCCAACCCAGUGGGAGUGGAGCCUCCUUGCAGCAUUGCUAGAACGGAGGAAGUGCAGUUUGGAGUGACUCCCAACCCACCAGUGCGAUCACCAGGCCACCUUGCAGGGGAAGGGACAGGCCAGCCAAACCUCCCUCCAGAACCAGUGUGUCGACGGACAACCAGAUACACACUGGCCAGUAUGGAAGCAGCAGUGAAGGACCUUCUCGCGCAGGCCCUAGCCUCUCAGGGGGAGCGCCUCUUCCAGCAGGAAGAGCAGAUGACUUCACUGAGCCAGGGACUCAGAGGCCUGGCCCGUUGUCAGGAGGACUUCAAGGCUGCCGUUUUUGACCAGAUAGGGGGUCUCGCGGGUCAGCUUCAGCAGCUUCUCAGAAGUUCUGAGAGGAGGGACCCGGCACCUCCUGCACCUGAACCUUCACCUACGCAGGAGCUGGGGUCCGGUGGCACCUCCCGAGCGAUAUACGGGAGACCAUGGACAAUGACUUUGGCGGUGCAGAGCGGCUGGAAUACCACGGCACUUUAUGACGUUUUUCUUAAAGGAUUGGCUGCGCCCAUCCAAGAGCGAUUGCUGCCUCUGGACCUUCCUCCAGACCUGGACUCCCUCAUCGCCCUCGCUAUCCGAACGGAUAAUCGUCUACUGGAAUUUAGGGCUCUCCAGGGACUACGCCUGGAAGCUCCACAUCGCCCACAGCACUACCCCGCCUCCCCCGGGUGGGCUCCCGGCCGGGCGCCACCAGAUCAGUGCCGGUCUUCCUCCCCGGCUGGCGGAGACGAACCUAUGCAACUGGGUGGUGCUCGGCAGCGCCGAUUGAGGGAAGGUCGGUGUUUCUACUGUGGGGAGCUCGGCCACCUGGUAGCCGCAUGUACGGCCAAGACGCCGUGGUUAGGCAACCGACCCACGGCUCCAGGCUCUUCGACACGGGUUUUGACCUCCAUUAAGCAGGCCAUAGUCUUCACAAAGCUGGACUUUCGCAAUGCGUACCAUCUGGUCCGAAUCAGAGAGGGAGGCGAGUGGAAGACUGGGUUCAAUACACCGAGCGGGCAUUAUGAAUACUUAGUCAUGCCUUUCGGCCUCACCAAUGCUCCUGCCGUAUUCCAAGCCAUGAUUAACGAUGUCCUCAGAGAUUUUCUGGACCACUUUGUUUAUGUUUACCUUGACGACAUUUUAAUCUACUCACCAGAUCUAGACACACACAAACUCCAUGUACACCAAGUCCUUGAACGUCUUCUCUGCAAUCACCUGUAUGUGAAAGCAGAGAAGAGUGAGUUUCAUGCCGACACCAUCUUCUUCCUGGGUUUUAUCGUAGCCCCUGGAAGAGUCCAGAUGGAUCCGUCUAAAGUAAGCGCUGUGGCUGAGUGGCCUACACCGAUAGCCGAGAAGGUUCAGCAAUUCCUGGGGUUUGCUAACUUUUACAGGCGGUUUAUCAGAGGCUUCAGCGCAAUAGCUGGUCCCCUUCACGCCCUGACAUCCCCCCAGGUGCGGUUCAACUGGUCCCCAGACGCAAAGGAGGCGUUUCAGAACCUCAAGCGUCGCUUCACCUCGGCGCCCAUCCUUACUCUGCCAGACCCACAGCGCCAGUUCGUGGUGGAGGUUGACGCUUCCAAUGAGUGGAUCGGGGCCGUCUUAUCGCAAUGGUCAGCGGCCGAUGGCAAGAUGCACCCCUGCGCCUUCUUGUCCCGGCGACUAAGCUCUGCACAGCGGAAUUACGACGUGGGCAACCGGGAGCUGCUAGCGGUCAAGGUGGCCUUGGAGGAGUGGAGACAUUGGCUGGAGGGGGCACAACAUCCGUUUAUCGUGUGGACAGACCAUAGGAACCUUGAGUACAUCAAGCAAGCGAAGAGACUAAAUUCACGCCAGGCCAGUGGAAUUACGCCCAAACGUGAUUCGGUGGGCCCACGUCUCGCUGCUCACCUGUCAUCCAGGAGUCCGGAGCACAAUGUUCGCCAUAUCUCACCGGUUCUGGUGGCCAUCCAUGGAAUCAGGGGUCCGGGAAUACUUCGAGGCAUGUCCGGUCUGUGCUCGGAACAAAACGGCCUCCGGGGCACGCAUGGGACUGCUGCAACCCCUACCCAUUCCAUCCAGGCCGUGGUCGAACAUUUCGAUGGACUUCAUCACGGGGCUUCCGGCUUCAAAAGGACAUCGUGUCAGACCGGUUCAUCUCAGUUCUGUCAGCUCAUCGGUGCCACAGCCAGCCUUACUUCAGGUUACCACCCAGAGGCCAACGGCCUGACCGAACGUCUCAACCAACAGCUGGAGACAAACCUCCGAUGCCUGGUGUCACAAAACCCGACGGCGUGGAGCUCCUAUCUGGCCUGGGCGGAAUAUGCCCACAACACUCUGCCCACCUCUGCCACAGGUCUCUCACCCUUCAAGUGUGUUUACGGUUACGAGGCCCCUGUAUUUUUUGACUCUGAGCAGGAUGUGGCAGUCCCCUCCGCCCAUGCCCUGGUUCGUCCCUGUCACCGCAUCUGGGCCGCCGCCCGUCAAAUGCUCAUCAGACAGGGGGACAGAGUAAAGAAGGCAGCCGACCGAAAACGCCGUCCCGCACCAGAAUACAAACCGGGACAACGGGUUUGGUUAUCAGCCAAGGAUCUGCACCUCAAAGAAACUAGCAUAGUGGUUCGUUGGUCCCUUCCCCAUUUCCAAAGUAAUUGGCCCAGCUGCCGUCCGUCUCCGUUUGCCCAGGUCAAUUCGGGCGUACCCCACAUUCCACGUCAGUCAGGUCAAACCCACCAAGGAAAGCCCCAUGGCCCCUAUCGCUGA
Molecule: messenger RNA, 5997 nt
Organism: Pungitius pungitius (ninespine stickleback)
Lineage: Eukaryota; Metazoa; Chordata; Actinopteri; Perciformes; Gasterosteidae
Biological process (GO): DNA integration
Molecular function (GO): zinc ion binding; nucleic acid binding
Source: RefSeq, a predicted model, not a curated record